Episyrphus balteatus (marmalade hoverfly) is the source of this 4231-nucleotide messenger RNA. RefSeq lists its product as uncharacterized. NCBI's taxonomy places the organism in Eukaryota, Metazoa, Arthropoda, Insecta, Diptera, Syrphidae. The transcript has 2 exons. Gene Ontology annotation, molecular function: protein binding. Bases 119 to 3535 code for a protein of 1138 amino acids. The record is from RefSeq and is a predicted model, not a curated record.
UCCAAUUUUCCCAUCAAAUGAAUGUCAACAGCAGCAAAUACAUACCAAUUUGGGAAAGUGUUCACAACAACCUAGAAAACAUUAUCUAGUGUUUUCUUCAACUACUACGUAUAAAAAAAUGUCCAUCUUACUCGAAAAGAAAUCCACCAUAUCAAAUUGUAUACAAUGGACACAAAUUUUUUAUGUAUUUGUGUUAAUAAUAAACACCAACUACUGCAUUAAAGCUGAACAACAUCCAGCCGAAGAAGAUGGCCCACUAUUAUCUGUACAAACUGCUAUAAAUUUAGAAGUUAAUCUACCUUGCGAUUUAACACCAGCAACAACCAUGAACACAGACAAAGUACAAUUAGUUAUAUGGUACAAACAAGGUAGUAUUAAACCAAUAUAUACAUUUGAUGCUAGAGGUAGAACAUUACAACAAGCUAUACCAUGGGCUGAUGAGAUAGUAUUAAAAAAUAAAGCUCAAUUUUUAUAUGAUACUAAUCCGCCAGCAUUGAAAAUCAAAAAUGUACAACAAGAUGAUGCUGGUUUGUACAAGUGUAGAGUUGAUUUUCACAAGUCUCCAACACGGAAUUGGAGAGUUAAUGUUACCGUCAUUGUUGCACCAACUAAAUUAACUAUAAUUGAUUUAUAUGGAGCUGCUAUUCGUAAUAAUAUAGUUGGUCCAUAUUUAGAAGGGAAUAGUAUUAAUUUGACAUGUCUUUCGAGUGGAGGAAUUCCUCCACCAAAAGUUUCAUGGUGGAAAGAACAUGCUUUAGUUGAUGAUUCAUAUCAAAUACUUCCUGAUGGGACAGUUAGGAAUGUCUUGCAUUUACCAAACAUAUCUCGAGCUGAUUUACUAUCAGCUUACACUUGUCAAGCUAGCAAUGGUCAUAUUGUGGCUGUAUUGUCGGCAAAAGUCAAAAUCGAAAUGAAAUUGCCUCCUUUGAAUAUCUUACUUCAAGGAAUCAAUCAUCCAAUAGUCGCUGGGGUGAGAACUCAUGUGACUUGUACUUCGGUUGGGGCUAGACCACCGCCCAGAAUCAUCUGGAAGAAAGGUGGUGUCGAAAUGAGGGGUGCCACACAGUCGACAUCGACAGAUGGCAACUCUACCAUCUCCGAGUUGGUAUUAGUACCAGCUCCGGAAGAUAAUGAAAAAGAGGUAGCUUGUUUAGUUGCUAAAACAUUACCAUCGACUCAACUCGAUUCGGGAAUGCAACCAUCUUAUGAAAAUUCCUUUGGAACUAUGGAAUUAUAUUUAAAAGACUCUCGUGUUCUUAAUGUUACUCAUGCACCGAUUGUGUCAUUGAAUUUGGGUGCUCCUCUGGACGCCAAUAAUCUAAUGAGUGGUUCGGAUGUCUUUUUGGAUUGUAGUAUUGUUGCAAAUCCACAAAUCACACGAAUUGAAUGGUAUCAUAAUGAUAAGAAACUCCAUUCUGCCCGAGGAGUACUUAUUUCCAAUCAAACUCUAGUUCUUCAAAGUAUAUCGAAAUUUUCACAUGGAAAAUACUUCUGUUUAGCAACAAAUAUUCAAGGAAGUGUAUCGAGUAAUGAAGUUUAUUUAGAUGUUAAAUAUUCACCAAUUUGUGAAGCUCAGUCGACCAUCAUUAGAGCAGCUAUAAAACAAACAAUAAAUAUAACAUGUUCAGUUGAUUCAAAUCCAUUAUAUGAUUUAAAUUUUAAAUGGCAUUUUAAUAAUUCAUUAGAUAAUAUUAUUGAAUUGCCAGAACCAUCAAGUCAAAUGGAAGAAGGAUUUCAUAAUUUUGCACCUUCAUCGCUUCCUUUAAAAGGUGACCCACCAGCAACUUCAUCUGUUCGACAUAAUAAUCAUUAUAAGCUAUAUCAGCAUCAACAUCACAAAAAUCCACAUCAUCAUCAUAAAACAUUGUAUGAAAAAAUUAUAAUACAACAAAAACAUCAUCAACCUUCGUCGUCGUCGUCAAAUGGUUUAAAUAAUCAUGAUUUUCAUGGGAAAAUACAUUUCUCAUCAGUAUUAGCAUCAUCAUUAAAUGCACCACUUUAUACAACGUUAAAUGCAUUAGAAGAAAAUCCACCUAAAAGACAUCAUACAUAUCAUAUUAAUGGUAAUAAAUCAAAAAUUGAUAAUAAUCAUAAUCAUCAUCAACAUCAUAAUGAUUAUAAUUUAAUUGGAAAUCAUGACAAUAAUCAUGACGAAGAAAUGCCACUUGCACAAAUGCUUUAUUCAAAUAUGGUCUACACAAACCAGAUAGAUAAAAACCAUCGAUCACAUUAUGAUUAUUCAAAAGAUCAAAUGCAAGAUAAUGAUAUUAGUAGGAAAUCUCAAACAACAACAAAUAUGAGGCAUUUUAACCAAAAAGGUGGUGGUUCUAUAAAAUCUACAAAACCAGAACAAAUAUUAUACAAUGUCUAUCCAUAUUAUAUUGAAUCAUAUGAAAGUUUUGGAGCAAUUUCAUGUAUUGCAAGUAAUAAAAUGGGCCAGAGUCAACCAUGUUGGUAUCAUAUUCAACCGGCAGAUGUACCAGAUCCUGUAAAAAGUUGUUCUGCCCACAAUGCUACUCCGAGUUCGAUACAAAUACAAUGUACUCCAGGUUAUGAUGGUGGUAUACCACAACAUUUCCAUAUACAAGUUUAUGAUGAGCUAAAUCGACAAGUUUUGUAUAAUGUAACUUUUAAGCAUUCCACAUUUAAAAUUAAAAGUUUACCAUCUGAUUCGGUAUUUGUCUUAAGAAUAACUUCGAUUAAUUUACAAGGUUCAAGUAAGCUUGUUUAUCGAUUGAGAGCGAGGACUUUAUCUGUUCCAUUGUUAAGAACUGCAUCAUCGACUGCUGUUUUGGUACAAUUAACACCGGUUUUGGGGGCUUUAGUUGGAUUGACUUUAACCCUUACAUUGGUGGUUAUUUGCGUGGUUAUUUAUAUAAAAUUUCGUAAAAAACACAUUUAUCGAUCAAAUGGAAAUACUAUCGAAACAUUAGAUAAAGGUGGAAGUGUAGAAUUACUUGGUCGUAAUUUAGGAAGUCGUCGUUCAUCGUAUGAAGAUAAAAAUCCUGAUGUAGUUCCUCUAGAAAAUAGUGAUGAUGAAUUUCAUGCUGAAGAGGAAGCAUUUCAUCGGCUAAAUAUGGAAUCAAAUAGGAUAUUAUGUCGACAGGCAUUAUCUUCAUCACCACCACCUCAACUUCAUCAUUCAUCGAAUCAACAACAACAACAAGUAAAAAAAGGAGAAAUAUCAUUAACUACAAAUCCAGUUUAUAAUGUUUGUAAUACACCACAACGAAUACAACAGCCAACUUAUUCAACUACAUGCUCUCCACAUUUAGUAACGAGUAAUAGUUCAUCGAACAUUUAUACCCGAGUACCAGGACGAACAAAUAUUGUACCUAGCAGCUAUGAAACAUCAUCAAUAACCCCGUCCACAUCACCAUAUGGUUCAUUAAAUGUAUGCAUGAUGCCAUUAUUGGGUCAAUCUUCAUCUCAUUUACAAUCAUUACAACCGCAUCAGCUUCAGUAUCAAAAAACCCAACUUCAUCCCACAACCAGUGAUAAUUUAAGAUUUUACAGUUAUACAAUGAAUCCCUGAGAAUUACUUAAUGAUAAUACCAAACUACACCAACAAAUGGUUAGUAUUGGUAGUAGUAAUAACAGUGUUUGCACGAGUUCCGCCGAAAGAACGACAAUUGUUUAGCCAUUUUUUUGUUCAAAUGACUCAAAUUAAACAAAAAGAAAGAAGUUAAAUAUACUCGUAUAACAAUAAUUACGUAAGACUUUAUAUGUAAAAUAAUUAAAAAAAAAAAAAAAGAAAACUAUCGUAGCUUUAUUCCCUUUUUGAAAACAUGAAAAACAAAAAAAAUAAGUCUUCAAAAUUAAAAAAAAAACAUCUCUCUUUUUUCAUAUCAAUAUCUAGAGAUAUUAUUACAAUUAUAAGCACUUUUAUAUUAAUAAAUUAGUUAUAGACAAAUAAAAAAAAAAACUUAUCUUUCUUAAAAGAUUAAUUAUAAAUGAUUACAAAAAAAAAAAAAAACACAAAACUAAACGUGUUAUAUGUUUGUUUAAAAAAAAUAGAUAUUAAAUAAAACGCAACAACACAGCAUAAUAAAAAUAUAUAACAUAAAUUAUAAUUGUGUACAACGUUAAAUAAUAAAAUUACACUGCAAAAUGUAACAAACAAAACUUUUAUUAUUACGUUGGCGCUCGCGCUUUAUAAUGUUUAGGCAAACAGUAAAAAAAAAUCGAUUUUAAGAAUAAAUAAAUAAAUAAAAACACAAAAAAACCUGUC